Anneissia japonica is the source of this 2004-nucleotide messenger RNA. RefSeq lists its product as uncharacterized. NCBI's taxonomy places the organism in Eukaryota, Metazoa, Echinodermata, Crinoidea, Comatulida, Comatulidae. The record is from RefSeq and is a predicted model, not a curated record. The transcript has a single exon. The coding region runs from base 1 to 2004 and encodes 667 amino acids.
AUGGCGAGAAGCUGUCAUGACCUCGCUUUACUUAUCCUUAUGGGGAUUUUAUUAACACUGGUAAUUGCUAUUGACAAAACUGAAACAGAUUUGGAUGCCACUAGUAAACCUAUUCCACGUUUAAUGCAUGAAAAAGCCACGUUUUGUACAUCUGGCGCAGAACAGUAUCGGUAUAUAGUAAAAUGUAUCCCAGAUUCCAACAGUUUGGAUAAUUCAUGUGUCUUGAAUAAUACUGAAAUAGUGACUGAAGACGAUAUAGAUGAUAGCAUAGUUUUAUCAUUGAUGAAAGACUGCCGCGAUGCCUGUAAAACUGAUAACUCAAAAAAACCAGAACGUUCGUGUAGUAUAUCGCUUUAUUUGAACCAGGACACACUAUCAAGGGAGGAAAUUGCUGCUUACACAACUAAAAAGAUGGAAGAUUUGACUAGUGAACAUACCACGAAAUUGUAUGGACAUUUCAUGUCUUGUAAUUCUGGCAUAAAUCACUAUAUAGUAAUGUGUAACAUUACAUCUUCCAACAUUUUGAUUGAUUCAUGUGUCUUUCAAUAUAGUCAAGUGAUCACAGAUAAUAUAAAUGACAGAAUAGUUUCAUUAUUCAAGGAAGAAUGCUUUGCUGACUGUACACUGUAUAACGAUAUAUCACCACCUUCGUGUAUCAUAUUGUAUUUUAAAAACUUGACUCAGCCCACAGCAUUACCUCAAGCAUCCUCACCCUCAAAUGAUAUAUUGCACACUGACAGAGACCCUCAGUUUAGUACCACAUCGCCUAUUUCAAAUCAAACUGUGACAACACAAUCAGCUUCCACCCCCACUGGCAUUCAACAAAGAUCUACAAUGUCUUCUACAACAGACUCUACCCAUCACUCCACAGACUCUCAGAUUAGUACCACAUCGCCUACUUCAAAUGGCAUUACGACAACACAAUCAGCUUCCACCACCGCUGGCAUUCAACAAGAUUCUACAAUGUCUAAUUCUACAACAGUUACUACCUAUCUCUCCACAGACCCUCAGUUUAGUACCACAUCGCCUAUUUCAAAUCAAACUGUGACAACACAAUCAGCUUCCACCACUGCUGGCAUUCAACAAGAUUCUAUGAUGUCUUCUAAAACAGUUACUACCUAUCGCUCCACAGACCCUCAGUUUAGUACCACAUUGCCUAUUUCAAAUCAAACUGUGACAACACAAUCAGCUUCCACCACUGCUGGCAUUCAACAAGAUUUUAUGAUGUCUUCUAAAACAGUUACUACCUAUCGACCCACAGACCCUCAGUUUAGUACCACAUUGCCUAUUUCAAAUCAAACUGUGACAACACAAUCAGCUUCCACCACUGCUGGCAUUCAACAAGAUUCUAUGAUUUCUUCUAAAACAGUUACUACCUAUCGACCCACAGACCCUCAGUUUAGUACCACAUUGCCUAUUUCAAAUCAAACUGUGACAACACAAUCAGCUUCCACCCCCACUGGCAUUCAACAAAGAUCUACAAUGUCUUCUACAACAGACUCUACCCAUCACUCCACAGACUCUCAGAUUAGUACCACAUCGCCUACUUCAAAUGGCAUUUCGAAAAAAUCAGCUUUCAUCAAAACUGGCAUUCCAAAAGGUUCAAGUAAUCUGCAUCACCAUCAUUUAGAGCUUUCCCUUUUAAUUGUCAUCACAUGUAUUUUUAUAGUGGCAUUUAUUGUCAUGCUUUGCUUAUUCUUCUACUCAAGAAAAUCAAUGAGACCUCAGACUGAACAAAUUAUAAACAGGAUUGAUCAUAUCUUAUCUAAUAAUUGGCACUUCCAAAGUCCUUUUGAACCUAGUGAGUUUUCACUAAACAUGCAGAAUACACUGCAUCAUGAUAGCUACCUGGAUUUUAAUACAGCUAUGCAGUAUUUAGACAUGCAGGUUAAUGAGGUUAAUGUAAUAAAUCACUCAAACACCAAUAGUAGAAGUACCACCCACACCUACGAAGAAAUUGAUAAUUUUACAAGGCUUGAACCUGCAACAGAAACUGGUUUUUAA